GACCGAUAUGUAAACUUCCAGAUACAAACAAUGGCGGAUAUGACAUGGAAACCCGAUUAAAUUCAUAUUUUGAAUGAAAAUGUAGCCGUUUGUUGGUAUAUACAACAGAGCCAGAUGACCACUGACCUGAAUGCGUAAGAUAAAAAAUCACCAGUAGAAAUGUCUACACCACAGAACACUGCUGAACCAACUUCUUCCAUAUUACCGUUUUCCAUCAAUUGUCCGAAAAAUACAGACACGGUCACCACUGUUAGUAAUGAUCAUGACACACAUGUACAAAAAGAUACACAGAAUUUCGUCAUGGGCCAAACAGCUGUAGAGGCAAUGGAUCUUAGCACUGGGGCAACAGGAACAAGUAAACAGAUACCUGAAGCUAUGGAAGCAGAAUUUGUAGAUAUUGAUAAAGAUGUAAAUGGGGGCAAGUCAUCGUAUGAAAUAGCUGCAGAGGCUUUAUGUCUGAUGAAGUCAGGUGGUCUAGCAUCUCUCAGUAAUAAGCAAGAAAGUGCUAUUAAAGAAAAUGUUCAGACUCUAGUAAAUCUGUCAAACAGUGAGGCCAGAUAUGCUGAAGCUAUUUGCUCAACCUCUGGAAACAAACUUGUUCCAAACCAUCGUGCCAAUGAAGGAGACCCUCUAACCAUUAAUUCUAGAACUGAAAAUUUGCCACAAACUGCAGUAAACGUGGUAAACAAUGGUCCACAGGCACAGGAAUACUGUGUACCAAAUAGUACAAAUCAAAGUACUACGAGUGUUAGCUCAGAAACAAGAAGUUUGUCCAUAUUAUCAAAUGUUUCUUUACCCUCAACACCUGUUCAAAGUUCAGCAGCUGCCUUAGCCACCUCUGGUCAACCAGUAAAAUAUGUAAUAGUGCCUGAAUCAGCCUUGUUAUCUACAGUGAAACCUGGGGAAAUCGUCUCCGUACCAGGCACACCGUACUACUUUAUGAUGCCUAAAGAAAAACAACCAGCUACCAAAGUGAUCUCAAUACCAGGACUGCCAGGUUUUUCUCAGGGUUGUUUACCACAAAAAGGCAACACGUCUGUAUUUACUGUUAGCAAAUCGGCAGUUGUGACAUCAGUACCAGUGAAUUUUAGCAAAAGUGCAACUGCUUCCGAUCAGCAGCCAAUAAACAAAGGAAAUUUUCAGCCGUUAGCAUUAAAUGCUAAGUCGUUUGCUCGGAAACGUAGCUCUAUGAAAAGGCAUGAAAGUUUGAAAUUUCCGCCGUGUAUUAUAUGCGAAGGAGAGGCUUCAGGUUUUCAUUACGGUUGCAACACUUGUGAGGCUUGUAAAAACUUCUUCCGAAGGUGUCUGUUGAGAAAGUCUGAUACACCCUUUGUCUGCCAUAGUGGUAAAACAUGCGAAAUCUCAUUCAAAAAGAACAAAAAUAACUGCUCAGCUUGCAGACUAGAUAAAUGUUUAGAAAUGGGUAUGGCAAAAGAAAAAUGUAAAAUGGGUCGUUAUACUGCUUUAAUGCGAACUGAAACCAUUAAGAAAGUGAGAAAACUGGAAGGAAAAGAUGAAGAUAACUCUGACACUUCCAGCGCAGAUUCUCCAGGUCCGAGCUCAAGUCAGCAAGAUGAAAUGAGCCAGCCUGACGAAGCAAUGCCAGAAAUAGAAAAUUUAGAAAAUAGAGACAUUUGUGGUGCUAUGAUCUCUAAACAGAUUUAUUCUGCUUCUCAUGAGAAGCAAGAAAUAGAAAGCAAAACUGAAUAUAAUGAAGAACUAGUAGAAUAUCUAGUUUCGGCAAUGGAGGGUAUCAAACCAUGGGGCGAAAAUCUAGUCACUGAAGAAUCGCGAAAAGCUCUCAUUAAGGAGCAUUAUGAAAAAUACACAGCAAAAGUGGAAACUUUCGGAAAGCUCAGUGAUGUUUCCAUGCAAGAGUAUCAAGUUUUACUGAAAAAAUUCGGAAUUGAUAUUGAUGGACAUUGGGAAUCAUUCAAACAGUGGAGUUUUGAUUGGGAAACUGUCAUUGGUCGAUAUUGUACCUUUGCCAAAUGUAUACCAGAAUUUUGUUCUCUCAGUUAUGAUGAUCAAGCAUGCCUGUUGAAAGCCACUCACUUUGACUUUUUUGUGAUAGUUUUACAUCAGGGUUACAUCCCUGAGUAUGGUGUGUUCUUGGAAGUGAAUGGGGUGCCUUUCCAUAUUGAAGAAGCAGCGAAUAAAUUUUUCUCACGGGAUUUAGUUGUUUCAAUGGUUGACAUGAUGUCAAGACUUCAGAAAAUGAAUCUUUCUAAAUCUGAAAUGGCACUCCUAAUUUCAGUAAUCACUAUGUCUUCUGAUCAGUGUAAGCUUGAAAACUCGAGAUUGGUAGAGGACACGCAGCUUCGUCUCAUUGACCUGUUACUAAAGGAGUCAUGUAAGAUUCACGGGCAGGCAGCUGGACGCAAAAGGCUUACAUCAUUUAUUGAUGUAAUGACCAAAAUGCGUGAAGUUUCGAACAUUUAUUAUAAGGAGUAUCGUGCUCUAUGUAAAGAUGAUUUAAUCAAAGAAGCAGUGCCUAAUCUAGAUUGUGUACUCCCAGAUGAACAUUAAUGCUAAACUUUCCUUAAAACAAAACAAAAAUAUUAAAUCCUGACACCUUUAUAGAAAUUAUAAGAAUUUUGGCUAAUGCAUUAGAAAAGUCAGUAUUUCACACUUGUAUUCAUAUUUGGUCAUUGAAGAAUAUAUUUUCAUAGAUAUCUUCUUUGUAAUAACUUUUAAAAUAGCUUAAUCAAGGUUGUUACUGAUGUGCCAACAAAAAGAUAUUAUAGUUAAAACUUU
Messenger RNA from Mercenaria mercenaria, 2757 nucleotides. Its product is annotated as ecdysone receptor-like. Lineage: Eukaryota; Metazoa; Mollusca; Bivalvia; Venerida; Veneridae. The record is from RefSeq and is a predicted model, not a curated record. The transcript is spliced from 2 exons. Gene Ontology annotation, molecular function: RNA polymerase II cis-regulatory region sequence-specific DNA binding; nuclear receptor activity; zinc ion binding. The coding region runs from base 160 to 2529 and encodes 789 amino acids. Gene Ontology annotation, biological process: cell differentiation; negative regulation of transcription by RNA polymerase II; hormone-mediated signaling pathway.